This is a messenger RNA of Oncorhynchus nerka (sockeye salmon), 1237 nucleotides long. RefSeq names its product low-density lipoprotein receptor-related protein 6-like. The coding region runs from base 437 to 1237 and encodes 266 amino acids. Lineage: Eukaryota; Metazoa; Chordata; Actinopteri; Salmoniformes; Salmonidae. The record is from RefSeq and is a predicted model, not a curated record. The transcript has 6 exons.
CCUGUUCUCCAGAACAGUUCUCCUGUGUAUCCGGGGAGGUGGACUGUAUUCCCCACGCCUGGCGGUGUGACGGCUACCCAGAGUGUGACGACAGCAGCGACGAGGGAGACUGUCCCGUCUGUUCAGAUUCAGAGUUUCAGUGUGACUCCAGACAGUGUGUUGACCUCAGCCUCCGCUGCAACGGAGAGGUCAACUGUCAGGAUCGCUCAGACGAGAACAAAUGUGAAGUGCGCUGCUCUCCGGACCACUUCAGCUGUUCUAGCGGUCAGUGUGUGGGGAAACAUCAGUUUAACCCUGGUUUAACCCUGGUUUUAACCUGGUUUAACCCUCUCCAGUGCGCUGCUCUCCGGACCACUUCAGCUGUUCUAGCGGUCAGUGUGUGGGGAAACAUCAGAAGUGCGACCACUCUACAGACUGCUCUGACAACUCGGACGAGAUGGGCUGCUACCCGACAGAAGAGCCGUCCUCCCAGCCCACCAACACCAUCGGCUCCAUUGUGGGGGUUGUCAUGGCGCUGUUUGUGGUGGGCGCCAUCUACUUGGUGUGCCAGCGGGUGCUCUGUCCCCAGAUGAAGGAUGACAGGGAGACUGUAACCAAUGACUUGGUGGUCCACGGCCCUUCUGUUUCUCUGGGUUAUGUACCUCACCCUGCCUCUCUGUCCGGGUCUCUGCCAGGUAUGUCCAGGGGGAAGUCUGUGAUUGGUUCGUUGAGCAUCAUGGGCGGGUCCAGUGGCCCCCCUUACGACCGCGCCCACGUAACUGGAGCCUCCUCCUCAAGCUCCUCCUCCACCAAGGGCACUUACUUCCCCCCGAUCCUGAACCCUCCUCCAUCUCCUGCGACCGUCAGGUCUCAGUACACCAUGGAGUUUGGCUACUCGUCCAACAGCCCGUCAACGCACCGUUCAUACAGUUACCGUCCCUACACCUACAGUCACUUCGCCCCUCCCACAACCCCCUGCUCCACGGACGUCUGCGACAGCGACUACACCCCCGGACGCCGCGCCCCGCCCACCUCCAACUCCGGCGUCGCCAAAGGUUACACCAGCGACCUGAACUACGACUCGGAACCCUUCCCCCCAACCCCCACCCCUCGCAGCCAGUACCUGUCAGCGGAGGAGAACUGUGAGAGCUGCCCCCUCCCCUAUACGGAGCGCUCCUACUCUCACCACCUCUACCCCCGCCCCAUCACCCUGCACAGACUCCUCCUGAAACCCCUCGCUGUACAUAACAAUUGUUGA